AUGAAGCUGGGAGGCGCCGGUCAACAAACCCAACCGUCCUCAUCAUCUACUCCUAGCUCGUCUCAACCUACGACUAUUUCAGGAAAUGCUGACUCUGUGCCAAGUGCGGAUCUGGGCCUCAUCGGCCUGGCUGUCAUGGGACAGAACCUCAUUCUGAACAUGGCCGACCACGGCUUCACCAUUGCCGCCUUCAACCGUACUGUCUCCAAGGUUGACCGAUUCCUGGAAAACGAGGCCAAGGGCAAGUCCAUUGUCGGCGCCCGCACGGUUGAGGAGUUCGUGAGCAAGCUCAAGUCUCCCCGUCGUAUCAUGCUUCUCGUCCAGGCUGGUACCGCUGUCGACGACUGGAUCGAGAAGGUCCUCCCCUUCCUCGAUGCCGGUGACAUCAUCAUCGAUGGUGGUAACUCUCACUUCCCUGACUCCAACCGCCGCACCAAGUACUUGGCCGAGAAGAAGAUCCGCUUCGUCGGCUCCGGUGUCUCUGGUGGCGAGGAGGGUGCCCGCUACGGCCCCUCCAUCAUGCCCGGUGGUAACGAGGAGGCUUGGCCCCACAUCAAGGACAUCUUCCAGAGCAUUUCUGCCAAGAGCGACAACGAAGCCUGCUGCGAGUGGGUCGGCGACGAGGGUGCUGGUCACUACGUCAAGAUGGUCCACAACGGUAUCGAGUACGGUGACAUGCAGCUCAUCUGCGAGGCCUACGACAUCAUGAAGCGCGGUCUCGGUCUCUCUAACAAGGAGAUGGGUGACGUCUUCGCCAAGUGGAACAAGGGCGUCCUGGACUCUUUCCUCAUUGAGAUUACCCGUGACAUCAUGUACUUCAACGACGACGAUGGCAAGCCCCUCGUCGAGAAGAUCCUCGACCAGGCUGGUCAGAAGGGUACUGGAAAGUGGACCGCUGUCAACUCUCUUGACCUCGGCCAGCCCGUAACCCUCAUCGCCGAGGCCGUCCUGGCCCGCUGCCUGUCUGCCCUCAAGCCCGAGCGUGUUGUGGCUGCCAAGAAGCUGCCCUUCGCUAGCCGCACCACCAAGUUCGAGGGUGACAAGGAGCAGUUCCUCGAGGACCUUGAGCAGGCUCUCUACGCCUCCAAGAUCAUCUCGUACGCCCAGGGCUUCAUGCUUAUGCAGGAGGCUGCCAAGGAGUACGGCUGGAAGCUCAACAAGCCUUCCAUCGCCCUCAUGUGGCGUGGUGGCUGCAUCAUCCGUUCCGUCUUCCUCAAGAACAUUACCGCUGCCUACCGCAAGGACCCUGACCUACAGAACCUCCUCUUCGACGACUUCUUCAACGAGGCCAUCCUCAAGGCCCAGCCCGGAUGGCGCGAGGCCGUCUCCAAGGCUGCCCUCCUUGGUAUCCCCACCCCCGCCUUCUCGACUGCUCUGUCCUUCUUCGACGGCUACCGCACUGAGUCGCUGCCUGCCAACCUCCUUCAGGCCCAGCGUGACUACUUCGGUGCCCACACCUUCAGGAUCAAGCCCGAGGACGCCAACGAGAAGUACAAGGUUGGCACCGACAUCCACGUCAACUGGACUGGUCGUGGCGGUAACAUCUCCGCUUCGACCUACCAGGCUUAA
This is a messenger RNA of Geosmithia morbida, 1569 nucleotides long. Its product is annotated as 6-phosphogluconate dehydrogenase. Gene Ontology annotation, biological process: pentose-phosphate shunt; pentose-phosphate shunt, oxidative branch. The record is from RefSeq and is a predicted model, not a curated record. NCBI's taxonomy places the organism in Eukaryota, Fungi, Ascomycota, Sordariomycetes, Hypocreales, Bionectriaceae. The coding region runs from base 1 to 1569 and encodes 522 amino acids. The transcript has 4 exons. Gene Ontology annotation, molecular function: NADP binding; phosphogluconate dehydrogenase (decarboxylating) activity. Gene Ontology annotation, cellular component: cytosol.